AAAAAAAUUGCACUCUAAAAUGUCCUCCGCUAAAGAGGAAUGGGACAACAUUCCACAGGCCACAACUCUAUGCAAAGGAGAAGUGUCCCGGAGGAGGAGGCACCGGGAGCUACCCCCUUCUCAUCCCAAGGAUCCCGGAAUACACGGACCGUUGCACUGUGGUAGUGAGGGAACAGGAAGUUCCAGACAGACGCGCAACAUUCUUCAGAAAAAAGGCGUCAGAACUGUGCAGUCAAGAAGAUAACCUUAAUAUCCGUUUCAAUUUAUUACGACAGUAUGAGGCCGGUAACAUCAACAGUGAGGACAAUCCCAGCCUGCCUCUCUCCUUCCACACUGAGUCCAAACCUACAGUCACUGGGUCCUGAUUGUGACAUUGGAGCCCAGUUUGCACCGCAGGAUCCAGAGAUGGCAUCAGUGAAGCUGGAAGACUGCAGUCAAACACAGGAGCUGAAUGUUAACAUUAAAGAUGAAGAAGAGGAGGAGAAGAUUGGGAAAUCUGUUUCUCAUGGGAGUCCAAACCUACAGUCACUGGGUCCUGAUUGUGACAGUGGAGCCCAGUUUGCACUGCAGGAUCCAGAGAUGGCAUCAGUGAAGCUGGAAGACUGCAGUCAAACAAUGGAGCUGAAUGUUGACAUUAAAGAUGAAGAAGAGGAGGAGAGGAUUGGGAAAUCUGUUAGUCAUGGAGACCAUGUUGAGACAUUCUCUACAUCCAGAGAGCAACAGCAGGAAGAUCACAGAGCUAAGAGGUCUCACCACUGCCCACAUUGUGUGGAGAUUUUUCCAAUUCUAUCAAAGCUAAAAACACACCUAAAAAUACACACAGGAGAGAAUCCGUAUUCCUGUACUGACUGUGGGAAGAGAUUCACAACAUCAGGGGUUCUGACAGUUCAUCAAAGAGUGCACUCUGGAGAGAAGCCUUACUUCUGCUCUGACUGUGGAAAGAGUUUCUCUAAACAGAACAACUUAAAAUAUCACCAGCGAAUACAUACAGGAGAGAAGCUUUACUCCUGCUCUGACUGUGGGGCGAGUUUCUCUCGACUCAAUACCUUAAAAACACACCAAUUUAUACAUACAAGUGAGAAGCCUUACUCCUGUUCUGACUGUGGUAAGAGUUUCUCUGUAAUGGGCAACUUAAAAACACAUGAACGUAUACAUACAGGAGUGAAGCCUUACUCCUGCUCUGACUGUGGAAAGAUUUUCUCUCAACUGGGCCACUUAAAAAGACAUGAACAUAUACAUACAGGAGUGAAACCUUACUACUGCUCUGAUUGUGGAAAAUGCUUCACAACAUCAACUCAGCUUAAAGUUCAUCAGAGUACACACACAGAAGAGAAGCCUUACCCCUGCUCUGCCUGUGGGAAGAGUUUCUCUCGACGGGGCCUCUUAAAAACACAUGAACUUAUACAUACAGGAGUGAAGCCUUACUCCUGCUCUGACUGUGGAAAAUGCUUCACAACAUCAACUGAGCUAAAAGUUCAUCAGAGAACACACACAGGUGAGAAGCCGUACUCCUGCUCUGACUGUGGAAAGAGUUUCUCUGUAAUGGGCAACUUAAAAACACAUGAACGUAUACAUACAGGUGUGAAGCCUUACUCCUGCUCUGACUGUGGAAAAUGCUUCACAACAUCAACAGAGCUAAAAGUUCAUCAGAGAACACACACAGGAGUGAAGCCUUACUCCUGCUCUGACUGUGGAAAGAGUUUCUCUGUACUGGGCAACUUAAAAAUACAUGAACAUUUACAUACAGGAGUGAAGCCUUACUCCUGCUCUGACUGUGGAAAAUGCUUCACAACAUCAACUGAAAUAAAUGUUCACCAGAGAACACACACAGGAGUGAAGCCUUACUCCUGCUCUGACUGUGGAAAGAGUUUCUCUGUACUGGGCAACUUAAAAACACAUGAACGUUUACAUACAGGAGAGAAGUCUUACUCCUGCUCUGUCUGUGGAAAGCGUUUCUCUCAAAUGGGCCAGUUAAAAAGACACCAAGGUAAACAUAAAGGAGAGAAGCCUUACCACUGAUCUGACUGUAUAAAAUGUUUUAAAACAACAGCUGAGCUAAAAGGUCAUCAGAGAACAGAUACAGGAGAGAAGCCUUACUUAUUUUCCUAAUGUGGCAAGAGUAACUCAAGUGAAAGUCAUCAAGUAAAAUACUACUUGAGUAAAAGUCUAAAAGUAUUUGGUUGUAAAUAUAUUUAUGUAUCAAAAGUAAAUGUAAUAGCUAAAAUAUACUUGAGUAUCAAAAGUAAAAGUAUGAAUCAUUUCAAAUUACUUAAAAUCAUCUCUAUGGGAUGGGUGUCCCUAAACCAGACGGUUGUUGCUAACUUGCGCUAAUGUGACUAGAAAGACCUUGUAUUCAACAGCCAACUUUCCAGGACAUUGACAAGCUUAAAUUCUUGCUAAUCUAACUGCAGUGUCCAAUUAACAGUAGCUAUUACAUUGAAAAAAUACCUUGCUAUUGUUUGAGGAGAGUGUACAACAACAACUUGUAUCACGGCAACUGGUUUGAUACCUUCACCUCUGAAGGUAAAUAAUGUACUUACAUUCAGUAAUCUUGCUCUGAUUUGUCAUCCUGAGGUUCCCAGAGAUGAAAUGUAAUAUGGUUUUGUUUGAUUAAAAUACAGUUUUAUGUUCAAAUGUAGGAACUGGUUUCUACAUUUUGAACCCCUGUUGUCUCUGGCUCCACACUCACCCCGCCCGGCCAUCUAGAUGUGUGAAAGUUAGUGUAUAAGCUAAAUGAUCCAUCGUGUAUGACUUUCCUGAGUGUGUAAUCUUACCUUUAUUAUUACCAUAGCAUUUGUAUAUGUUCUCUAUAGUUAUGUACUUAAAUGUAUCAAUUGACCAAUUCGGGACGUUUGGGCAAACUCCUGGCAGACUUGAUACAGUGCAGUAAUGUGAUUCUUCACUGCAUCAGUCAAACUGUGCACACACACUGCUGCCAUCUGGUGGAAAGAAAUAUAAAUUUCACCUAGACUCCUAUCUGAAAGUAUUGACUUUCUCUUACAUUUCAAUGAUGAUGAAAAAUAAAAACGUUUUUUGUUUGUUUGUAUUAUCUUGUACCAGAUCUAUUGUGUUAUAUUCUCCUACAUUAAUUUCACAUUUCCACAAACUUCAGUGUUUCCUUUCAAAUGGUAUCAAGAAUAUGCAUAUCCUUGCUUCAGGUGCUGAGCUAUAGGCAGUUAGAUUUGGGUAUGUCAUUUUAGGUGAUUUUUUUUUUUUUUAAGUGUACGAUCCUUAAGACGUUUUUAAGCAAACCAGAUGGCACAAUUGUGUUGUUUUUAUAUUGCAGUAAUUAAAUAAAGUUUGUUUUUAAGAAAUGUAAAAAUCUCUCCUUUUGAUUACAAUAAUUCCACCACAAUAUCUAACAUCAUUGCCAAUCAGGUGCAUCCCUUCAUGGCGGCAGGAUUAUUCCUUGUGCCACAAGGCUGGGAUUGUCCAGGAAUGGUUCCAAGAACAUUACAGUGAAUUCAGCUCACUCAAUUCACUGUAAUUGUGCAUCUGUGGGAGGAGAUGGAACAAGCAAUUUGGAGUAGAUCCACACCCAGCCAAUUUGACACAAUUGUAGGAAGCAUUGGAGUCAACAUGGACCUGCAUCCCUGUGGAACGCUCUCAACACCUUGGACAGUCCAUGCCCCGACGAAUUGAGGCUUUUCUGAGGACAGAGGGGGGUGCAACUCAAUAUUAGUAAUGUGUUUCUGUUUUGUGCACUCCGUGUAGAUCAGAUAAAGAUGGUGCGAUGAUCAGUUUUUUGUAUUCUUUUGGGUGGAUUAUUAUAUAUUACUUAACAACUUUUGUUAAAUGGUAAACAGGCUAUGAAUUUAUUAAAUUGUAUUUUAAUACUAGAUUCAUUAUUUUAGUCAUUGAUGAAUGUAUUUGA
Messenger RNA from Salvelinus fontinalis (brook trout), 3874 nucleotides. RefSeq names its product zinc finger protein OZF-like. The record is from RefSeq and is a predicted model, not a curated record. Lineage: Eukaryota; Metazoa; Chordata; Actinopteri; Salmoniformes; Salmonidae. The transcript has 4 exons. Gene Ontology annotation, biological process: regulation of cytokine production; regulation of immune system process; negative regulation of transcription by RNA polymerase II. Bases 277 to 2019 code for a protein of 580 amino acids.